AUGAGUUUCGUCACUCGCCGAGCGCUCUCGACGCUCAUCCCCCCCAAGGUUGCCUCGCCCAAGGCGAUUGGCGGUGCCCCAGAUGCUCUGCGAAUGCAGCGUGUCGUCAGUUUCUACGAGAAGCUCCCCCGAGGUGCCGCUCCGGAAAUAAAGGCCAAAGGCCUCCUCGGCCGAUAUCAGGCACGAUACUUUGGCAAGAAGACCUCUGUCCAGCCCAUCAUUCACGCGCUUGUGUUCCUGAUCGGAAUUGGUUAUGCUCAGAACUACUACUACCACCUGCGUGAGGAUCCCCGAUUUCCGCUGCGAUACAGUUGCACCGGAAUCACUGACGCGUCUCUUUCGAAUUAG
This is a messenger RNA of Drechmeria coniospora, 348 nucleotides long. RefSeq names its product mitochondrial F1F0 ATP synthase subunit F Atp17. Gene Ontology annotation, biological process: proton motive force-driven ATP synthesis. The coding region runs from base 1 to 348 and encodes 115 amino acids. The transcript is spliced from 4 exons. Lineage: Eukaryota; Fungi; Ascomycota; Sordariomycetes; Hypocreales; Ophiocordycipitaceae. The record is from RefSeq and is a predicted model, not a curated record.